Ustilaginoidea virens is the source of this 960-nucleotide messenger RNA. RefSeq lists its product as uncharacterized. The transcript is spliced from 6 exons. The record is from RefSeq and is a predicted model, not a curated record. Lineage: Eukaryota; Fungi; Ascomycota; Sordariomycetes; Hypocreales; Clavicipitaceae. Bases 1 to 960 code for a protein of 319 amino acids.
AUGUCGUCCACUCCACUGCUUGCGGGUGCAGGCCUGCCAGCGCCCGUCAUCAUGCAAGACCAUCCAAUCUUUCUGCGAGCUAGCCAUUCGCCUUGGCGAUGCAUCCCCCAAAACAUCUUGGUCCUCCUUCGUGGCUUGCUUCUCACGUACCUUGUGGCAACGGGGGUCAUGGCUGGCCACUACAAGAUGACGGAAGAAUCAGAGGCCGGCGCUUUGAGCAAUCUCUUUGACUUUUCAAUCAUAAGCUCGACCAUGGUUUUCUUGUACCAUCUCAUAACGUUUUCGUGGACCUUUACCCAUUUGUACUACCCGGAGCCUGCCGAAGUCGAAGGUGGAGUCGAACGUUUGAUCAUCUCGGCCAUGUCUUUGCCUCGAAAUAUGGCCAGUCAACGCAAGCAGUACUAUUUUAACUUGUUCUACACGGCCACUACGGUGUUUUGCUUCAUGAACUCGACGCUGUACUGGUUCAUUACUCGCCAACACGAAGCAGGCGCGGCUUCAGGUUUGACUGCCGAAUCGGUUCUCUCAUCCAAGGUCAUCGAGUCGGCUGUCAACAUUACCGCCGCUGGGCCUCUCCCGGAUGCUCCCUUCAGCGACCUCUUUGGAGAGGGUUGGUUGAAACCGUUCAUUCUGGUAAAUUUAAACGGCGUCAACUCUGUCGUCAUGAUAAUUGAGAUCUUGAUCAACAGCAUCAAACGUUCCUUGAAUAUUGGCUCCAAUGUGUUUGGUCUUAUGGCUCUGUCGGGGCUGUAUCUUGCUUGGGGAAGCGUCGGAAAGUCGGUUACGGGCGCGUAUCCUUUCUUUUGGAUGGAUGAGGCACAGGUCGGGUCCAAAGAAGCCGUCUCAAUCUACAGCGUCGGCUUUGUGUUUCUUGCCCCGAUCAUGUACACGCUGAUGCAAGGCUUUGUCGGUAUCCGCGAAAGCCUUACACGCCCGCGCCCUGACUCGCUGGACUCGUAG